This is a messenger RNA of Ceratina calcarata, 900 nucleotides long. RefSeq lists its product as uncharacterized. NCBI's taxonomy places the organism in Eukaryota, Metazoa, Arthropoda, Insecta, Hymenoptera, Apidae. The transcript has 2 exons. Bases 415 to 789 code for a protein of 124 amino acids. The record is from RefSeq and is a predicted model, not a curated record.
CAUUGUUUUCUACAAAUCAAUUUUAUAUUUCGCGCAUGAAUACGUUAUCUAAUUUCUGAUAAUCUAACGUUUGAUCUACUGGCGACGUCUCCGCGGUCGAUGUCUAUUCAAAACUAAAUGUUAAACGUAGAAAAAUAUCCACCUUUCGACUUGUAAGGUCGAACAUGUGGACGCACGGCUGUUUCUAAACACCUCCGACCCUAAAUAUUGAAUUUCGAACACUACAAAAGCAUCGAAUGUAAGACUGCCAACGUAUAUAAUAACCGAUGAUUACUUUUUACAAGGGUGAACGUGAAAGGAGAGCCGGUGCAAGAUAUUUAAUAACGUCUGUACAUAUAUUUGUAUAAAAAUUCGACGCAAAUUAUAUGUAAAACUCGGAAGUGAAACUUGUGCGGUUUUCUCAUUUCGUUCAAUAUGAUUCGCAUAAAAUUAGUUAAAAAUAUGCUACAAAUUAAAAACAAGAAAAUACUGUUACAGAAAAGGUGUGCUCUUCCCCAGAUUUUAUCGACUGCGAAGUACAGCGCCUCGAAGAAAGAUAAAAUUGAUGAGGAAUUUGAUAAGCCAAUAAAAUUUUCAACAUCUAAGGCAGCAACGUUUCCUGCUGCUUAUACGAAUGUAGGCCCUGACGAGCCUUGGUACCAAGCACCAGUUAUAGGUAUAAGCCUGAUGAUAUUUAUGAUAUACUUCUGUAUACUAAGGGAAGAGAAUGAUAUUGAUGAGAAAAUGGUAGAAGGUAUACCACCAGAGAUUCUGGAGCAAAUCUAUGGAAAACCAAAACCAAAGAAAUGAGGUGGAGACACUUUAAAAUCUGCAGUUUAUUUAGUACAUGUACAGAGAGACCUUCGUUAACCGAUGGAGAAUUAUGAAUAAAUAUUAGAGGGGAUAUAGCAAUUCACCCCA